UGUGCACAAUCAGAUAGAGAGUAAAACGUUUUAUUUGAUCAAUAGGUACAUGCAUGAUAAUCUGGGGGUAUGUAUGCGUCAUGGUUUCACCCAACCGUCAAGGCCACAUAAUAGCAACUCUCCCGAAGGAGAGCGGGUACGGAAGGUACAGGAAUAUGACGCCGCACCAUCACACAAGCUCAGCCCUCAUCCCCUACAACGAAUCAACACCGCGAGGCGGACUCAGUCGCAAAGGAUAUAACGAGAACGAACCAGGCAACGAUGCUUGAUCUUGUGAGCGCCCCGAAGAGCGCCUCGCUCCAUCAACCAGAAAGCAACAACGCCAUGCAGAAGAGUGAACUUCUGUGCUGUUAGCUGACGCUUCAUGCGGUCGAUU
Molecule: messenger RNA, 376 nt
Organism: Suillus clintonianus
Lineage: Eukaryota; Fungi; Basidiomycota; Agaricomycetes; Boletales; Suillaceae
Exons: 1
Coding region: 54-269 (71 amino acids)
Source: RefSeq, a predicted model, not a curated record